Numida meleagris (helmeted guineafowl) is the source of this 1430-nucleotide messenger RNA. RefSeq lists its product as uncharacterized. The record is from RefSeq and is a predicted model, not a curated record. The transcript is spliced from 3 exons. Lineage: Eukaryota; Metazoa; Chordata; Aves; Galliformes; Numididae. Bases 1 to 699 code for a protein of 232 amino acids.
AUGCUCCUGACCAAAGAGGCAGCCCCGAGCUCCCCCGGCUUCUUCACGCCUUCCCCCCGCUGCUCGGCCGCUCUCACUCACCACUCACAACCGCUCUCCGCCACCGACCCCCGGCCCCUCAGCGCCCAUCGGGCCAAGCCGCCGCCGCCGCCGCCGCCUCACGAUUCAAACCUAACCGCCGCGCCUGCGCGCCGCGCCAAACCGCCCGCCGUCCUGGCGGCAGCGCCGUACAGCAUGGCGCCCCCCAGCGCUCCGUACAACAUGGCGGCCUCCGCUCUGUCAGCGCGCUGCCUGCCAUUUCGCUGUUUGCCUUCAACGGCGCCCACCGCCCUCGGAGCGGUGAGGCUGGCGAUGCAGCAGCGUCCUGCCGGGGCGAGGCCGCUCUGUUUCGAGCGGUCACCUCACUCUGCAUUCUUCCGACGAAAGGACGGCGGGCGCCAUCUCGCAGAGCAAGGUGAAUGGGAGGCGAUGCCGGCAGCGAUUGGUGUAGUUCCUUAUAGGCUGUGGGAAAACCAGAGUUCUCGUGACGAGGUGGCCGAGUGGUUAAGGCGAUGGACUGCUAAUCCAUUGUGCUCUGCACGCGCUGCUCACCAGCGCUGGCUCCCGGUCCGCUGCGGGCGCGGCCGUCAGCCCCGUGCCUCCCUCCCGCCGCCUGGGGCCGCCCGGGGCCCGCGUCCCGCUGGGCGGGAAGAGCCGUAAGGCGGGGUCGGCUGCGCCGCGGCCUCUCAGAAACCCGUCUGUGAGGCAGCCGCCACCAAAAUCCCUUUUUACAACCCAAACAGGUCGAUUUAGGCGUGCCUAGUCCUCGGUGGGAUCUUGGGGGGUAAAUAAAUAUUUGCAAAAACGGGUGAGGGAGCUCCAAAACAAUGCCAGUGCUCAGCGCGCAGGUUCACUUUGGAGAAAGAAUGGUUGCAGUGGGGCUUUUUUUUUUUUGGUGGAGAUAUCAAGAUUGUAAAAGCAUAAAUUAUCACAAAGGGAUGCUACACAUCGAGAGUUAAGCUUUUAAAAUGGCACCUGCAAGGGUGGUUACAACAGCUGGAAAAGUGUCUGUGUGGAAGUUUGGCUCCUCAGUCGUGUUUGGGUUGGUUCUCACACAGCAUUUACCUCGGACAUACCAUUGGGUGUUUCUAACAGUCAUGCUUUCACUGCUAGAAAAACAGCAAAUGUUAACAUGUGUGGGUUUCCAGCAGGAAGCAGCAGGACUUGAUGGAAAUAGGGCAGCUGUGCAGUGUAAAACUGUCAGCCCCAAACUCCAGUGUAACCCAAUCACUGGUAGGCCCCUAACAUGACAGGUUCAUCCUUCAAAGUGUCUUGACCACAAAGGUGCCAUAAUUAAAAAACAUAUAGUCUUACUGCAAAAAUCAGAAUUCUCUGAUAACUAGAUGACUCUUUCACAGCUGACCUGUCAGCAACUAGCAGUGCAGGGAUGC